AGGCAGGUGGCCCGAGAGGAGUUCAUCUGCUGCCUCGCGGUUUCAUUUAAGAUCGGGCUGUUUCUACCAUUGACUGGUGGGUAUGUUUAAUUGGCGGCAUCAAACGGAUGCUGUGAGUUAAAAGCGAGCUCCUUUGAGUUUUACUAUUAAUGAGUUGUUUACAGGUGCCGCUGUUUGCAUGUUGCUCACAGAGCGGGGGUCAGAGUUGAGCCUCCUCUGUAUUUACGGCCUACAGCAGUGCUGAUAGGCAGGCUGCGCCUGGACGGGAUGUGCAGCUCACCAGCUGACAAGUGCGUGUCGGACAAAAGCGCAGCAGAGCGGGGCGCGAGCAUCCGCAUCCCAACCGACCGAGUGAGGAUUCUCUUUCUUUGCCGCCUUCCUUGCUUUCUUUUUUCCUGUAAACAUCCUGCACAGCUGCUUGGCGACAGGAAACGCGUAUCUGUGCUAUCUCCUGAGGGGGGUGUACAGCAUUGUUGGAAGUAUUGCUGCUGGCUGAGCCGCUGAUUCGCCGGGAGGACUGGGAAGAUUUCGGAGCAGUUUCUGCUCGGAACUGGCAGCUUUCAGCUUAAACGCUAUCCACGCGCAAGCCUGCUCAUCCGGGACGUGCACGUCGGCUUCUGGCGGCCGAGGUUUUUUAUUUUUCUUUCUUGAACGAAAAGACAAACAAGAAAAGAAAGGUGUCCGAGAAGGAAUGAGUCUUAGCCAAAUCGUGCACACGGGUUAUUGUGAGCGGCUCCUGCGUGCGCGCGGCUCGCUGCUGCCGGAGAGUUGGGACCAAAGCGCAUCGCUGGAAGUUUAGGAGCCUCGGACGGACUCCAAAAGCCUCCCCACAGGUGGAGCAGCUGGACGGCUGAAUGGACUGAAGAAGUGACCGAUAGAGGCUCAGAAGUGGGGAGGAGGGAUUUGGAGAGGAAAUCAGUCACAGGACGAGAUUCACAGCCCUGGAGAGAAAGAAAAAGAGGGGGAGCGGGAAAAGAGUGAAAUAAUCCAGUAUCAAGCGCCUCUGUGGAGUGUCGAGGUGAAGGGGAGGGAGUUGGAUACCCAGCAUGCAGGCAGCAUGGAAAGGGUGAGGGAGCAGCGGCCUUUCUGCUCGCUGUCCAAGAGCCAGAGAGAGCGGGAGAGAGAGUUCGAGAGAGACCAGGAUCGGGAACGGCGCUACACCGCCUCCUCCACUGACCGGGAAGAGGGAGCCUGCCGUGUUCCCACGCAGAAAUCCUACAGUUCCAGCGAGACCCUUCAAGCCUUCGACCAUGACCCCUCCCGGAUGCUGUUUGGAGGCAGAGUCAAGGAGAUGGUGCACAAGGAGCCAGCGGAGUACACCAGACCAGGGCAGACAUUUUCAUUGAGGCAGCUUGGGAUUUGUGAGCCACCACCUCGCAGAGGCUUGGCUCUCUGCCCUGAGACUGGCCUGUCCCACCCACUCAGCAGCUACUCCAGAGGACCGGUCGCCACAGAAAACCAUGAACCUGUAUCACCGGAACGUACCAUGACUCUUUGGGGAACAGGGGCAAAAUCGGGGCAAAAUUCAUGCCUCUCCAGUCGCUCUAACUCAGCGCUCACGCUCACUGACACGGAAAUGGACAAUAAAUCGGACACUGAGAUGGGUGACCAUCUGUCCAGUCAACAGGCCCCGCCUCCACUCCCACCAGCCCCGCCUCCACACAAGCAGCACCCAUCCAUCACCUCGCUGAGCCGCAGCUCGCUGGCCAAUCAAAGGAGCCCGAGUCCACCGCCUACAGCCGGCCUGGCGGCUGACUUGCAGAGUACGGCGGAAUGCGUCCAGCUGCAGGACAGCUGGGUCCUCGGCAGCAAUGUGGCCUUGGAGAGCAGGCACUUUCUUUUUAAAACGGGAACAGGAACAACCCCAUUCUUCGGCGCUGCAGCUCCUGGCUACACCAUGGCAACGGGGACCGUUUACUCCACACCUGCGCGCCCUUUGCCCAGAAAUACCCUGUCUAGAGGGGCUUUCAAGUUCAAGAAGUCACCCAAACAUUGUUCCUGGAAAUGCACUGCCCUGAUUGCUGUGGCUAUAGCGGUAGUGCUCUCCAUCAUCCUGUGCUACUGCGUAGCAAUGCACCUUUUCGGCCUCAAUUGGCAGCUCCAGGAGUUGGAAAACCAACCGGCUUUUGAGAAUGGAGGGAUUGGGAAGACAAGGCCCACUCAGUCGAGCAUAGUGACGGCCCUGGCUGCCGAUGGGAAGACUAGCAUCUUUCAACACGAGAACAACUCCAUUGACACUGGACAGGUUGACAUUGGAAAGAAGGUGGCUCAGAGUGUUCCACCAGGGGUUUUCUGGCGUUCUCAGCUGAACAUGGACCAACCGCGCUUUAUUAAGUUCAACGUCUCGGUACAGAAGAGCGCACUGAUAGGAGUCUAUGGACGAAAGGGUCUUGCACCAUCUCAUACCCAGUACAACUUUGUUGAGCUUCUAGAUGGCAGCCGGCUCAUCGCCAAAGAGCACUGGAUGCAGAGCGAAUCAGACGCAAAGCCCCGGCUAGACCACCCGGUCACCGUCCACCAGGCAGGAUUCAUCCAGUUCCUGGACUCAGGGGUGUGGCACUUUGCUUUUUAUAACGACGGGCGAAGCGUGGAAGUUGUCUCCUACAACACCAUCAUCCAGGAAUCUGUGUCAGAGUGCACACACAACUGCUACGGGAAUGGAGAGUGUGUGGCAGGAUCGUGUCACUGUUUCGCUGGAUUCACAGGAUCUUACUGCUCCAGAGUUGCCUGUCCCGUGCUGUGCAGCAGUAAUGGCGAUUACACCAGGGGGCGAUGUCAGUGCUUUAGUGGCUGGAAGGGCACGGAGUGCGAUGUUCCAGCCUCCCAGUGCAUCGAUCCUCAAUGCGGGGGACAUGGACUCUGUGUGGCGGGAAAUUGUGUGUGCAACACGGGCCACAAAGGAGUCAACUGUGAUCAAGUGGACUGUGUGGACCCGACGUGCUCCGGUCACGGAGCCUGUCAUCAUGGUGAGUGCCACUGUAACCCGGGCUGGGGAGGGAUCAGCUGUGAGAUUCUGAAGAGCACUUGUCCAGACCAGUGCUCCAGUCACGGCACUUUCAACACCGACACAGGAACCUGCGUCUGCGAGGCCAAGUGGACAGGAGCCGACUGCUCUAUAGAGGUGUGUGUGGUGGACUGCGGCCCCCACGGCUCCUGCAUCGGCGGCGUGUGUCACUGCGAGGAAGGCUGGACAGGACCAGAAUGUGAGCAGAGGGACUGUCACCCACGCUGCAUUGACCAUGGAGUCUGUCGAGAGGGCAAGUGUGACUGCCAUCAGGGCUGGACGGGUGAACACUGCACCAUCGCCUUGGAUUCCAGAGUAUCAGGAGCAGUCAAGAUAGGAUAUAAAGACGGCUGCCCCGGGCUGUGCAACAACAACGGGAGGUGCGUCCUGGAUCAGAACGUCUGGCACUGCAUCUGCCAGUCAGGAUGGAGAGGGCUCGGUUGCGACGUCGCGACCGAAACGCUCUGCUCCGACGGCAAGGAUAAUGAGGGAGACGGGCUCACUGACUGCAUGGACCCAGACUGCUGCUCGCAAAUCUCCUGCCAGGGUCAGACCUACUGUCGUGGCUCGGCUGACCCCUCUUCAGCCGUUGGCCAAAGCCAGGGCGCAACCUCGCAGCCCCCGUCUAAGAAUUUUUAUGACCGGGUCAGCUUUUUGAUUGGUCCCAGCGGCAGUCAUGUGAUACCCGGGGAUAAUCCUUUCAACGGCAGCCUGGCAUCAGUCAUCCGGGGUCAGGUUCUAACAGGAGACGGGACACCGCUGAUUGGAGUCAACGUGUCUUUCCCACACUAUCCACAGUACGGCUACACCAUCACCCGGCAGGACGGCAUGUUUGACCUCUUGGUCAAUGGCGGAGCCUCUUUGACGCUGAGUUACGAGCGAGCCCCGUUCCCCACCUUGCAGCGCACAGUGUGGCUGCCCUGGAACGUUUUCCACGUAAUGGACACCGUGUUGAUGAAGCGGGAGGAGAACGACAUCCCCAGCUGUUACCUAACGGGGCUGGUCAGGCCCAACCCCCUCAUCCUUGCCUCACCACUCUCCACUUUGUAUAAAACCUCCCAAGAGGACAGUCCCAUCGUCCCUGAGACACAGGUACUUCAUGAGCAAGUGGCCAUACCAGGCAGCGACCUCAACCUGGUCUACCUGAGCUCCAGGGCAGCUGGCUACAAGCCCAUCCUCAAGGUGCUUCUGACCCAGGACCGUCUCCCCUUUGGCCUGAUGAAAGUGCACCUGAUGGUGGCCGUCAUGGGCCGUCAGUUCCAGAAGUCUUUCCCAGCCUUUCCCGACCUCUCCUACACCUUCAUCUGGGAUAAAACAGACGCCUACAAUCAGAAGGUCUUUGGCCUGGCGGAGGCUGUGGUGUCAGUGGGAUAUGAAUACGAGUCCUGCCUUGAUGUGGUGCUCUGGGAGAAGAGGACGGCGGUGUUACAAGGCUAUGAAUUGGAUGCCUCCAACACGGGAGGGUGGAUGUUAGACAAACACCACACACUGGACAUUCAGAACGGCAUCCUUUACAAAGGGAGUGGAGAGAACCAGUUCAUCUCCCUCCAGCCUCCUGUGAUUUCCACUGUGAUGGGGAACGGGCGGCGCAGGAGCAUUUCCUGUCCCAGCUGCAAUGGACAGGCCCAGGGCAACAAGCUGCUGGCGCCAGUUGCUCUGGCCUGGGGCAUCGACGGGAGUCUCUAUGUCGGAGAUUUCAACUUCAUCCGCCGCAUCUACCCAUCUGGAAAUGUGACAAGUAUCAUGGAGCUGAGAAAUAAAGACUUUAGACACAGCAACAACCCAGCACACCGGUAUUACCUGGUGACUGAUCCAGUCACCGGCCAGCUGUACAUUUCGGACACAAACUCCCGACGGAUCUACCGGCCGAAGGUCCUCAGUGGAACCAAGGACCUGCAGUCGAAUGUGGAAGUGGUCGCGGGGAAUGGUGAACAUUGCCUCCCGUUUGAUGAGAACCACUGUGGUGACGGAGGAAAAGCUCCCGAGGCCUCCCUCACCGGACCCAAAGGCAUUGCCGUGGACAAGAAUGGGCUGAUUUAUUUUGUCGACGGCACCACAAUCAGAAAGGUGGACCAGAACGGCAUCAUCUCCACUUUCCUCGGUUCCAAUGACCUGACAUCAGCUCGCCCUCUGACCUGUGACAGCAGCAUGGACAUCAAUCAGGUGAUUCUGGAGUGGCCUACGGAUCUAUCAGUUAGCCCCAUGGAUAACUCUCUGUACGUACUAGACAACAAUAUUGUCCUCCGCAUCACAGAGAACGGUCAAGUGAGCAUCGCAGCGGGACGGCCCAUCCACUGCCCAUUGGCUGGACUGGAGCGCGGCGUGGCUGGUGGUCAACGAGCGCACUUAACCCCACUAGAGUCUGCUGUUUCCAUUACCAUAUCUUACCAUGGUGCCAUCUACAUAGCAGAGACAGAUGAGAGAAAGAUGAGCAGGAUCCGGAAGGUUUCUGUGGAUGGUGAGAUAGCGCAUUUGGCUGGAGCUCUCUCCGACUGCGACUGCAAGAUUGAUGCCAACUGCGACUGUUACCAGACAGGAGACGGCUAUGCCAAAGAUGCAAGACUGAAUGGUCCGUCUUCAUUAGUGGCAGCUCCAGAUGGAGCUCUCUAUGUGGCAGACCUGGGGAAUAUCCGCAUCCGCGCCAUCUCUAGAAAUGGGCCAGCUUUGACUUCCAGUGGCAGCGUAUAUGAAGUGGCUUCUCCUGACGCCCAAGAACUGUAUGCAUUUGACAUCAAUGGUACCCAUCAGCACACAGCGAGCUUGCUCACUGGUGAUCUAAAGUACACGUUUAGCUACAGCACAGAGAACGACAUCACAGCUGUUACUGACAGCAGUGGCAACACUCUGAGAAUACGGAGAGAUUCAAAUCGCAUGCCUGUGCGUAUCGUUGCCCCUGACAACCAGGUAAUCUGGCUGACAAUGGGCACCAAUGGUGGACUGAAAACUCUCACUGCACAAGGCCAGGAGCUGGUGCUUCUCACAUACCAUGGUAACAAUGGCCUGCUGGCUACAAAGACAUCAGAGAUCGGCUGGACAACUUUCUAUGACUAUGACAGUGAAGGUCGGCUAAUGAAUGUGACGUUCCCCACUGGAAUGGUGAAUAACCUGUACACAGAUAUAUACAGUGCUUUGAUGGUGGACAUUGAAAGCUCCUUGACAGAGGAGGAGAUCAGCAUCACAACGAAUACUUCAACCGUCCAUGCCUUCUACACUCUGUCUCAGGACCAGUGUAGAAGUAGCUACCAAGUGGGCUUUGACAACUCGCUGAGGAUUACCUAUGCCAAUGGGAUGGACACACACUACCAAACAGAACCUCACAUCCUAGCAGGAGCUGCCAACCCGACUGUCGCCAGGCGCAACAUGAGCUUGCCAGGAGAAGUUGGGCAAAAUUUGGUUGAGUGGCGUUUCCGCAAAGAACAAGCCAGAGGGAAAGUUACCGUGUUUGGACGCAAGCUGAGGGUGAAUGGACGGAACAUUCUCUCUGUUGAUUACGAUCGCACCCUGAGGACAGAGAAGAUUUACGAUGACCACAGAAAGUUCCUGUUAAAAAUUAUAUAUGACACCGCAGGCCAUCCGGUCCUGUGGGUGCCCAGCAGUAAGCUACUGCCAGUAAAUGUGAGCCGCACAAGCAGUGGACAAAUCAGUGCCCUGCAGAGAGGUCCCACCACUGAGAGGCUUGAGUAUGAUAACCAAGGUCGCCUGAUUUCCAGGGUGUUUGCAGAUGGGAAGAUAUGGAGUUACACCUACCUUGAGCAGUCUAUGGUCCUCCUGCUCCACAGUCAGCGCCAGUACAUAUUUGAGUUUGACUCCCUCGAACGGCUUUCAGCUGUCACUAUGCCAAGCGUAGCCCGCUACAGCAUGCAGACCAUCCGUUCAGUGGGUUACUACAGAAACCUUUAUCACCCACCGGAGAGCAACGCCUCAGUAGCAGUGGACUACAGUGAAGACGGUCUCCUACUCAGAUUAGCUCACCUUGGAACAGGCCGUAGAGUCCUGUAUAGGUACCGCCGACAGAACAAGCUAUCUGAGAUCCUAUAUGACAGCACAAGGGUCAGCUUCACCUACGAUGAGACAGCAGGUGUGCUUAAGACUGUCAAUUUGCAGAAUGAAGGUUUUAUCUGCUCCAUUCGUUAUCGGCAAGUGGGCCCACUGGUGGACCGUCAGAUUUUUCGCUUCAGUGAAGAUGGCAUGGUCAAUGCACGCUUUGAUUACACCUAUGACAGCAGCCUGCGUGUCACUAGCGUCCAAGGUGUUAUCAAUGAAACACCACUUCCCAUCGACUUAUACCAGUUUGAUGACAUCUCAGGAAAAAUUGAGCAGUUUGGAAAGUUUGGAGUAAUCUACUAUGAUAUAAAUCAGAUCAUAUCUACUGCUGUCAUGACAUACACAAAGCACUUUGAUGCACAUGGACGUAUCAAAGAGAUUCAGUAUGAAAUAUUUCGCUCACUGAUGUACUGGAUUACAUUCCAAUAUGACGAUGUUGGCAGAGUAAUCAAGAGAGAACUCAAGAUCGGCCCCUUCGCCAACACCACUAAGUACAGCUAUGAGUAUGAUGUGGAUGGCCAACUCCAGACAGUAUACUUGAAUGACAAAGUAAUGUGGCGCUACACUUAUGACCUCAAUGGAAAUCUAUACUUGCUGAAUGCUGGAAACAGUGCCAGGCUUCUGCCUCUGCGUUACGACUUGCGAGAUCGCAUCACUCGCCUUGGUGAUAUCCAGUACAGAAUGGAUGAAGAUGGUUUUCUUCGUCAGAGAGGGGCAGAGAUCUUUGAGUACAACUCCAAAGGACUCUUGGUGCGAGUCUACAGCAAGAGCAGUGGCUGGACAAUUCAGUAUCGCUAUGAUGGGCUUGGUCGUAGAGUGUCAACCAAAACCAGCUUGGGCCAGCACCUGCAGUACUUUUAUGCAGACCUGAGCUAUCCAGCAAGAAUAACUCACAUAUACAACCACUCCAGCUCAGAGAUAACCUCCUUCUACUAUGACCUUCAAGGCCAUCUGUUUGCUAUGGAAAUCAGCAGUGGGGAAGAAUUCUACAUUGCUUGUGACAACACUGGCACACCGCUGGCUGUCUUCACAAGCAAUGGCCUUUUGGUCAAACAGCUCCAGUACACUGCAUACGGCGAGAUCUAUUUUGACUCGAACCCAGACUUCCAGCUUGUGCUUGGAUUUCACGGAGGACUGUAUGAUCCUUUGACAAAACUACUGCACUUUGGGGAACAGGAUUAUGACAUAAUGUCUGGCAGGUGGACUAUUCCAGAUAUAUCUGCCUGGAAAAACAUUGCCAAAGAACCAGCUCCUUUUAAUCUAUACAUGUUCAGAAAUAAUAACCCCAUCAGCAAAGUCCAUGAACUAAAAGAAUAUGUCGCAGAUGUGAACAGCUGGCUUGUGACAUUUGGGUUUCAUCUUCACAACACCAUUCCUGGGUAUCCAGUUCCAAAAUUUGAUUUAAGCAUGCCAUCUUAUGAACUAUCAAAGAGUCAGCUCUGGGAUGACCUUCCUUCUAUCUCUGGGGUCCAGCAGGAAGUAACCAGACAAGCACAUUCUCUCUUGUCGUUCGAGCGGCUGCCAGAGGUCCACCUCACCCGAGGUCGAAGAGGUGAAAAGUCUUGGCUCUGGUUCUCGGCUGCUAAGUCUCCGAUUGGAAGAGCUGUUAUGUUUGCCAUCUACAAGGGCAGUGUCCACACUCAUACACUCAACGUGGCGAGUGAGGACUGCAUUAAGGUUGCAACAAUCCUUAACAACGCCUUUUAUCUAGAAGACCUCCAUUUCACCAUCGAAGGACGGGACACACACUACUUUGUCAAGCCAGGCCUUCCCGACUCUGACCUUGCUGCACUGCACCUCACUAGUGGGCACAAGACCCUAGAGAAUGGCGUCAAUGUGACAGUGUCUCAGUCCACUACUGUUAUGGACAGUCGGACUCGCCGUUUUGCAGAUGUGGAGAUUCGUGCUGGUGCUCUGGCUUUUCAUAUCCGCUAUGGCUCCACGGUGGAUGAGGAGAAAGCGCGUGUUGUCGAGCUGGCGCGCCAGCGUGCCCUAGCAGGUGCUUGGGCCCGGGAGCAGCAGAGAGUAAGAGAUGGCGAGGAAGGGGUUCGCCCCUGGACAGAAGGAGAAAAGAGGCAGCUACUCAGUAGUGGAAAGGUCUUGGGGUAUGAUGGAUACUAUGUGCUAACCAUCGAGCAGUACCCGGAGUUAGCAGAUAAUUCUAAUAACAUCCAUUUUCUACGGCAAAGUGAAAUUGGGAAAAGGUAACAAUUUGAGGUGCACUGUCUGCCAAAGAGACUUUGUUUUGGUAGAGAUGUAAAAGUGGACAAAUCUAAAGCAGCUGAAUGCUGCUGAUGUGUGUACAUUGGGUGUUGCUUUGUUUUUUGUAAAAAGAAAAGUGAAUAAAAAGAUAAAAAAGACAAAAAACAAAACAAAAGAAAGGAUAGAAAAAAGGUUAAAAAGCAAUGCUGUGCAUUGUGACUGAAAGACUUGAGAAUAAAUGUACAACUACACUAAGCCUUAACAUGGCAAUUACAGGUCAGUUCCUCUGUAGCACAAGCCUGCUGGACUCUGGACACUUAAGCAGAGGAACAGUUAUGAUUUUGACAAGACACUGGGCUUAUAUAGGUGUUUUAUGUUUGUUUUUAUGUUCUCAUCAAGACAAGCUUGGCUUAAUGGAGUGUUUUGGGAAAAGAGGAAAUGUUUACAUUAUGCAUAUCUGCACUUCUGUGGAAGUAUCAGGCUCAUGGAUUCACACUCCAAGAGCAAGCAGCGUUCUUGAGCAGAUAUUUGUUUUUUAAAUCAGAGACUUCUGAAGUUUGAAAUAUUCUCACCAAACAACCACUAUGUAUACCAGAUUUAGCACUGUAAACAUCAAACCGUCUUAUUCUCUUUGAGAUGCUUUUUUGGGGAAGAAAAGAUGUUUAAAUACCUGAUAGUAAUUGUGGGAAAAAAAAGUGCAGGAAAAGUGUGAUGAACUCGGUUGAAGAUGUGGAGCAGCACAGGUGUGUCUUGGAUAUCACAGGGACACCAUGUUUUGUAAAUUAUCCAAGAGUUUUAUGCAGUUUUUUUGUUUCUUUUUAGGAAACUGAAUAUACGUCUGUACAAGUCAUUAACAGUAAUUUAUGUUGUGUUUAUACAUAAAUAAAGUCAAGCUGGUUUUAAUUUCAA
Nothobranchius furzeri (turquoise killifish) is the source of this 10159-nucleotide messenger RNA. RefSeq names its product teneurin-3. Gene Ontology annotation, biological process: neuron development; signal transduction; heterophilic cell-cell adhesion. NCBI's taxonomy places the organism in Eukaryota, Metazoa, Chordata, Actinopteri, Cyprinodontiformes, Nothobranchiidae. Gene Ontology annotation, molecular function: protein homodimerization activity; protein heterodimerization activity; cell adhesion molecule binding. The record is from RefSeq and is a predicted model, not a curated record. Gene Ontology annotation, cellular component: neuron projection; membrane.